CAUAUAGGGACGGUCCCUACCCAACAGCGGGCUCCCCAUCCCAUCCCAUGCCUCGUGGGCUGACCCUCUCCCCCCUCCGCCAUGAACAGGACCCCCCUGAAGCGCUCCGGCAUCCUGAGGAUGGCCCUGUCGGGGACCUCGGACUCCCCCGGGGAAGAGGAGGAUGACCCCGGCAAGGAGAAGCCCUUCAUCCUGCGGGCCUUGCAGAUCGCCCUGGUGGUGUCCCUGUACUGGUUCAUCUCCAUCACCAUGGUCUUCCUCAACAAGUACCUGCUGGACAGUCCUUCCCUCCGCCUGGACGCCCCGCUCUUCGUCACUUUCUACCAGUGCCUGGUGACGGUCCUGCUGUGCAAGGGGCUCGGCCUGCUGGCCCUCUGCUUCCCGGGCACCCUGGACUUCCCAUCCGUGCGCAUGGACCCGAAGGUGUCGCGCAGCGUCCUGCCCCUCUCCCUGGUCUUCAUCGGCAUGAUCAGCUUCAACAACCUCUGCCUCAAGUACGUGGGGGUCGCCUUCUACAACGUGGGCCGGUCGCUCACCACCGUCUUCAACGUCCUGCUGUCCUACCUGCUGCUCAAGCAGACCACCUCGUUCUACGCGCUGCUCACCUGCGGGGUCAUCAUCGGGGGCUUCUGGCUGGGUGUGGACCAGGAAGGGGCAGAGGGCACCCUGUCGUGGACGGGCACCCUGUUUGGAGUGCUGGCCAGCCUCUGCGUCUCGCUCAAUGCCAUCUUGACCAAAAAGGUGCUCCCGGCCGUGGAUGGCAGCAUCUGGCGCCUAACCUUCUACAACAACGUCAAUGCCUGCAUCCUCUUCCUGCCCCUCCUCCUGCUGCUGGGGGAACUGCACACACUCGCCGCCUUCGACAAGCUGACCAGUGCCCACUUCUGGGGCAUGAUGACCCUGGGGGGGCUCUUCGGCUUUGCCAUCGGCUACGUGACCGGCCUGCAGAUCAAGUUCACUAGCCCCCUGACCCACAACGUGUCCGGGACGGCCAAGGCCUGCGCUCAGACCGUGCUGGCCGUCCUGACCUACGAGGAGACCAAGAGCUUCCUCUGGUGGACGAGUAACCUGAUGGUGUUGGGGGGCUCUUCCGCCUACACCUGGGUCAAGGGGCUGGAGAUGAAGAAGUCACAGGAAGAGCCCGGCCCCAAAGCUGGGGAGAAGGGCGAGACUGGGGUCUGAGCCCACCCCCUACCCCCACAAUGGGUCGAGUCUGGUCCCGGGGCGGGGUACAGGAAGGGGGAAAUACUCAGGGGUAAGAGGAAAGGUGGGGGAAGGUAUUGUCUGUGGAUCCGGAGACCUUGGCUCGUAGGGAGUUUGAUUGAAGUCUGGGUUCUGGACCAGAGGGCUGCAGGGGUGGAGUCGAUGGAGUUGAUCUUGAGAUUUGGGGGGUGGAGGAGGGGAGUUACCUUUUUUUUAAAAAAAACAAACACUAUUGGAAAUCUGCCAGCCUCCUUUCAAGCCCUUCUCCCCACUGCCACCACCCUGGGAGAAGGGACCAGUGGGGGACAUUCCACUUGUGAAGCAAAUUGGGUCUAACCUAAGGGCUGGUUCCUAUGGUGCAACCUGGAGUAAAAGGGUAUUCUCCAGGCACCGGUCUGUUUUUGUCUGCAAAUCAGUCGGUCAGUCAGCUGUAUUUAUUGAGCAUUUACUGUGUGCAGAGCACUGUCCUUAGCACUUGAGAGAGUUUCCUUGCUGCUCUCUGGCACAGUGUGCUUGUGUGUGAAUCAAUUUCCCCCACCCCCAGUACACAGGAGUGACCAUGAUGAAAAUGCAGCAGGGUGCUGGGGGAGUUAGGAAAGGAGGCCAGUGGGUGAGCAAGAUGUCUCCAAGCAUGGGCUUCCUGAAUUGAGUGUGGAGUAUUUUCUGGGGGAAUUUUGGUGCUGUCAGGGUUAAGUGGCCAUAGGCACAGACACACACCCAGAGCCCCAGGGCUUCCUUGGCCAGCAGCAAUGCUUCCUGUAAGAAAGAAAUUACAAACUUUGCCAGUGGCAGGAAAUGAGGAAAAUGUCCACAAAAUGGAAGAGGAGGUGGGGGUGCACUGGAGAAUGCUGGUGAUUCAUGUGAUCAGAAAAUGCCAUAGUUUGGUAAUAUGGGACCCUGAGGAGGAAGGGGCAAUAAUCAGACCUCCCCACCCAUUCCACUCCCCCAGACCAAACCUGCAGCUCUGCAGGCCUCUGGUCCUGGUUCCCUGAAAGCCCCAACCUGGUGGGUAAUAUCCAUGGGCAAAGAUGACUCCCUUCCAAGACUGUCUUGGCUGGGGCUGGCAGACUCUGAGGUUCAGCACUCAUGAGUUGUGGCCCAACCUAUUCUGGGUGGAAUUUGGGGGGUUGGAGUCCAGACAAGUGAAGCCCUAGGCCAGUGCUGCUAUUUCCAGCAUCAGAUUUUUGAAAAGCUGGCUGAGGCUUCUGCUUGCUAUGGCUUUGGAUUAGACUAGACUGUAAGCUCGAUUUGUCAGGGAAUGUGUGCUUAUUGUUAUAUUGUACUCUCCCAAGUGCUUGGUACAGUGCUCUGCACACAGUAAGCGUUCAAUAAAUAUGAUUGAAUUAAUGAAUUGGGUGGCUCAGGCCUUACUAGCUUAUCACUAAAGCAUAAUUGAGCCUGGGGGGCUUUCCAGAGAAACUAGAAAUCCCCCAGCAGGAUGUUUCAGAUGGAUUUCUGAGUCGUGUUCUUGGGUCCAGGCUCCUGAAUCCCAUUACCUGAAAUGCUGCUCUUGCCUGUUUGAGCACCCGACUUCUGUUCCCCUGAGGAAGCGUUGAGGGGGGCCCCCUGAGCCCACGAGCUGGGCUCAUCCUGGUCCUUCAGCCAAUUCCUUCUGACCCCUCACCCCCUUGAAACACUAAGGCAUUUUGUACUGUGUCUUUAAGGGAGGAACCUGGGCACUCAGACUCUUAACCCUCUCCAUACACCUUGUCAGUGGCACCAAGGUGGGGUCUCGCACCCAAUCCCCACCUUCCCAAUCUCAAUUUGGAUGAUUUUUAUAUUGGAACUGGUGGUGUAGCAGCCCAACCCGGCUUACUUGUUGAACUUGUUUAAUAAAAGAGCAGUGAAUGCCAAGGGGAGGAGAGAGAGGUGGAUGAGACUCACUAUACCCAUUUGACUAAGAAUUGCACAUUAUGGACCAUUUCCUUUUCCUUGUGAUUUAUUAAAAUGCAAUAAUAAUGA
Molecule: messenger RNA, 3165 nt
Organism: Tachyglossus aculeatus (Australian echidna)
Lineage: Eukaryota; Metazoa; Chordata; Mammalia; Monotremata; Tachyglossidae
Gene: SLC35C1
Product: solute carrier family 35 member C1
Exons: 2
Coding region: 82-1182 (366 amino acids)
Biological process (GO): protein O-linked glycosylation via fucose; GDP-fucose import into Golgi lumen
Cellular component (GO): Golgi apparatus
Molecular function (GO): antiporter activity
Source: RefSeq, a predicted model, not a curated record